AUGUGGAGAAUGAAUAGUGAAAAUGUAUGCCAGGUUUUUGAUUGGUUGCUUCCACAGGAAAUAGUAAAACAAGAAAUAAAAAAUGAUCACUCAAAAAGACGAGCUUUAUUACAAGCACGAGCCGUAGUUACAGUUACUGUGUCUGCUUUUUUCGCACUAGUUACACAACUUUUUCUGGAUAUGUAUUCAGCGUUUGGGUUCCGUGAACAGAAUUCGGAAAUGAUUCGAGAAAUUACUGUUUUAUUGUCACUUUGGGGGACCUUAAUAUAUUCCGCAAUACUUUAUGCAAUUCGAUACGAGACACUAAGCAUUACACAUGCAGCAAAAUUAGGAAUCUACUCUUUCAUUAUGAUAUCUGCGUACGCGGCAAUCUUUGGAAAUGGCAAGUCAGGAUUCCAUACACUCAGUCAUGCAAAUUUUUUCGCAGUUCCUCCGUUUGGAUGUAUAUUUGUUUCCAAAAACUUUGGAAAACAGACAUUGCUUAUAGUUUGUGUUGUCUACGUGGUUGCUUUUUGUCGAUCAAUUGGCCGAGAAGAUAACCCACUUUCGUUCUCGUCAACCGGUUGGGUAGUUUGCGAUGUGUAUAUCUUGUGCUUUGUGUAUUUCCUUUUUGCGGCAUAUGAACAAGAAUUCUCUGUGAAUCAAGAUAACAUGCAAAGAAGCUUGGACGAGGUCGUCAAUCAAGUGUUAACAUUUGCUAAAAUCGAGCACGGAAAAAUCGAACUAGAAAACAAUGUUUUUGAUAUUUUCACAUUGAUACAAGAAAUCGGUGAUGGGUUAGCACCUAUACCGGAGCGUAAAAGACUUGAUCUCGUUAUUUUCUUCAAAGUGAAUCCGUCGCAUCGGUUUAUGAUUGGAGAUGUCGGGUGUAUGCGGCAGAUAAUAUUAAAUCUUCUUGGAAAUGCGAUAAAAUUCACUGAUCGUGGAAGAAUCAAGCUAAAUGUAAUAGAACUAAACCUGGAUGAUGAAGAAUCUGCUAAGCAACCAAAAAAAGUUGCCAAAAAUGCAGAAGUUUCUAGUGGUGAUGGCGAACCGGCUUCGAAGAACGUAAUGAUUCGUAUAGAGGUUAUUGAUACUGGACGAGGAAUCGCUCCCGACUUCUUGGCGCACAUGUAUCAACCGUUCUCGCAGGAGGAUUCAUCGUUACGACGAAAAUUCGAAGGUACUGGGUUAGGACUGAGCAUAGUAAAAGGUUUACUGGACAUGAUGCAUAGUCAACUCGAAGUAAAAUCCGAUACCAAAAAUGGCAGCAAUUUUUCAUUCUGUCUUACCCUUCCGAUCUCUCCUACAUUCGAAGACAUGCAUGUUUCCCCGCUGCCAUUUUCGCACGAACACCUUAAACUACCAGCACACAAACAAGAAGAGCUCAUCGCACAAUUACGAUCACUUUCGUUUGUCAUUCUGAAUCGUUCAAGUUUUUUGAGUUUGCAGCGAAUUUCCGAGUAUUUCACUGAGUGGGGGUUCAAUUAUCGUAUUGUAGAAAAAGAAAAUAUGAAGAGCGAGUGUUCAAAAGAAAACUGUGAUAUUAUUUUACUGAAUGAUAGCAUUACUGAUUUGCAAUGGUUCUUGAGCGAGUUCAAGACGCAGCAACCUGAUAUCCCCGCUAUCUCGACUGCAACUACCAAUACCGUUGCUAGAACUAAACCAGUGUCGAGAAAGGGGCAGUCGACGAAAACAGCAAUUCGACCCGAUCAAUGUGUGGUAUUCUUUUCUACAAUUGCAGAGUAUGAUAAAGCUGAAAAGAUUUUGAAAGAAUUUAAGCCACGAUCAGCUGUGGUUGUAUCAAAGCCAGGAGGCCCAGUAAAAUUCUUAAACGCAACCAUAAAAGCGAUGGAAUCCAUUCGCUCCCAAAAAACUGUAGAGACCACUUGUUCCUCCCCCUCAGCUUCCUCAUCUUCCUCAUUAUCGGGAAAAGCCAACACCGAUAGCGACAACGUGAUACUACUUCACACAGCUGGCGAAUCACAACAAUUCACCAGCGAAAUGUUAGACGAAGACGAAUUACUAUUCUCGCCGAGUAUUUUCGGUUCUGCUGCAACCAAUCCCUCGUCCCAAGAGAUUCAUGAGUUGCAGAAACACAUUGAAGAGCAGCUUUUGUCUUCACCGCCGAUUGAAGUUGAAGAUUCAAUGCGCCAGGAUAAGUUCUCGUUUUUGGUGGUGGAGGAUAACAAAAUAAACGCCAUGAUUUUGACAACCAUGCUUAAACAAGCACACUACAGAAAUUACGAUGAUCUUCAAAUGCCUAUUUGUGAUGGGAUUGAAGCCACAAAAGAGAUUCGCAAACUAGAACGCGGAGAACCAUCACACCUCUUACCCUCAACACACACAACAAUAGAAUACAAAACAGCUGCCGAAGAAUGUCACAACUCUCUUGCAACUACUAGGAAACGACGAAAAAAAGCAAUUAUUGUUGCAAUGACGGGUCUUGCUUCACAGGAGGAUAGUAAUGUUGCGGAGCAAGCUGGCUGUAAUGAAUUUUUGACAAAACCUGUUUCGAUAAAAACGCUACAUUCACGAAUGGAAGAAUGGACACGUGAAGCAUUGAAAAGACAACACGAAGAAGCAGCCCAAGCAGCACAAGAACCAGCAUUAUUAGAAGAACAUCACGAAGAGAAAAUAGAAGAAUU
Ambispora gerdemannii is the source of this 2627-nucleotide messenger RNA. The record is from the annotation of a GenBank genome assembly. Lineage: Eukaryota; Fungi; Glomeromycota; Glomeromycetes; Archaeosporales; Ambisporaceae.